Messenger RNA from Menidia menidia (Atlantic silverside), 2174 nucleotides. The record is from the annotation of a GenBank genome assembly. NCBI's taxonomy places the organism in Eukaryota, Metazoa, Chordata, Actinopteri, Atheriniformes, Atherinopsidae.
UGCUGUACACACAAAGCUCCAAAACAGGGAAACUCCCUCCUUUUCAAAGGGAGGAGGACUGACCAGAGAGUGCACCCAGCAGGCUUUCAGCAAAGCCUGCCUGCGGCCAGAGUCUACAAACCGAGGAGGAUCAAGACUUUUCAGUUUGCAAUUCACCACUUACAGUCCGCGGUGCCGUCGAUGAGGACAGAAAAGAGCAAGACUUAAAAGAAAGCGAAGCAGUUUACUCCUAAGACUAUUCUGAGAGAGCAGUCAGUCACGCAGACAGACGAAAAAAAGCCAUUCUAAGGUUAACCAUGCAGGAAUGUUACGGUUGGAGAAAGGUACUGUUUGUUUUGGCCUUGUCAGUUACGUUGGAGGCCAUCAAAGUCCAGAGCUGUCAGCUGGGCACGGGAUCAGAGUGUGAAAAGGCUCCUUUUGUCCCAGGACACAACCUGGCAGGGGAGGGCUUCGAUGUGGUGCGCUUACGUCGAACGGGAGCAUAUGUCAUCAACGUUAAAGCUCAUCUGGCAGACAACCGCACCUGUACCCUGUGCCCAAACCGCUUCCAAAAAGGAGAGAUCCAGAGGCUUCCAGCCGCUGUGCUGGACUGGCGUCCCUUCAGUCGCUGCAGUAAGCAGCUGUCCAGCGCGCUGCACCACUCCGUGGACUCCCUGCUGCGCAGCUCCAGCUCGCUGGUUAACAACAACUGGGGUCUGGGUCUGAGCCUGGAGAACACCGGCCAGGCAGUGCUGGGAGGAAGCCGCUCGGAUUUGGCCAAGUUCGCCCGUUCCCAGCACAGUGUGGACAAAGCCACUUUUGCCAUUCAUGAAAUCAGUUGCACCUACUACAGCUACAGGCUGGCCGAUCAUCCCCAGCUGAGUACAGAGUUCACAAAGCAUCUGAAGAAACUCCCACAGAGUUUAGGCACAGCCCAGGACAGAGCCCUGUACAGGCGACUCAUAGACACCUAUGGAACCCAUUAUAUUCAUCAGGUCCAACUUGGAGGUAAGGUCAGGCGAAUCACAGCUUUCAGAACCUGCCUGGCCACUCUGAAGGGCUUCUCAGAGUCAGAGAUAAAGAACUGCCUGAAUCUUGAACUCCGGAUGGCUCUGGGAUUCCUACCUGCCAACGCGUCCUUCUCCAACAAGUGUGACAACCUCCUGAAAGGCAACAUGAGCAUGGGCUUCUACCAGGGCUUUAUGACGCAUAAGAUCGAGGUCAUCGGAGGAGAGAAGUACUUCCCAGACAUACUCUACCAGGACGACCCCUCUGAGGCAUACCGGAGCUGGUUGAACAGCCUUCACAACAACCCCGAUGUGGUUUCAUAUGGCAUCUUCCCUCUGCAUCAUUUGGUGGAGGACCCUCAGAUCAGCGCCAACCUGAGAAGCUCCGUCACGGAAUACAUCAAAGAGAACCAGCUACAGGAGGACCAUCUCGGCCUUAAGAACUGCUCCCCGACUCCUAACCUGGACCAUAACUGCUGUCCUUUGAGGGCUGGCAGAGGAACUCUGCGACUGCAGAUCCACAGAGCCGCCGGGCUGAGGGCCGACACCUUCACAAAAACCGAUGCCUACGUGAAGAUUUUCUACGGCGGCAUAUAUGAGGAGACAGCCACGGUGAUGGAUAACAACGACCCGGUGUGGAACGCAACGUUCAAUUUUGGCUCAGUGGAGCUGGGUCAGGAGAUGAGUUUUGAAGUGUGGGAUAGGGAUGUGCUUUAUAACGACAUGGCAGGGAGAUGCGUCGUCUUUCCCGAGAGAGGAACACAUUCUCUAAGCUGCAAGCUCCGCAAAGGAGUUCUGUAUUUCACAUAUGCCAUUACAUGUGAUGCUCAUUUGACAGGUUUUAGGUGUGGACGAUACUCCCCAAACGCUGAGUAGUCUUAUUUAUUUAUUUUUUUUAAAUACAGAAAGUGUAGUUUCGGGCGUCCCUGAUUUGUACUUGGAACAAUCCCCUUUGUAGUAUUGUAGGAAAAAGUUUCUUUUCCACCUCUUGAAUACCAUUUAAGAUAACUGAAACUUUCAGCUGUGUAAACAUCUCGUAGCAGGUCCUCUUGAACCCAUACCCAUAUCUUUGUGAAUUCUUUGUUCGUAGUGUACAUAAAUAAAUUUCUACAAAUCUGCAGUUCAUUCUAUAUCCUUUGUCAUGAGCUAUUCUGAUAAUAGAUAAACAUCUGUACUUGUUUAAGCUGG